Emiliania huxleyi CCMP1516 is the source of this 1124-nucleotide messenger RNA. RefSeq lists its product as hypothetical. The transcript is spliced from 3 exons. The coding region runs from base 77 to 1066 and encodes 329 amino acids. The record is from RefSeq and is a predicted model, not a curated record. Lineage: Eukaryota; Haptophyta; Isochrysidales; Noelaerhabdaceae.
UGUAGACCUGUUGUGCCGGCUGUGCUCUCGUCGUCGAACUCGUCGUCGAACCACUUCCGUCCACCCUUGGGAAAGCAUGUUGGCUGCCGAUAAGGACCGGCUGGUGGCCGCGCUCAAACAGAACGCGCUCGCGCUGCGACAGAAGGAGCUCGACUACUACGUCGAGCGCUACUCCAACAUUGCGACUCAGGCGUCGAUCGUCGCCGGCUUUGCGUUUGACUCGCUCGUCGAGCUCGAAAUCUCGGACGACAUGCGCGCCGCCCUCGCGCCGGGCGGGCGGUGGAAGGCGGAGCUGCGUUGGAUGGAGACGGUCUACUACGGCUCUGCGUCGCUCACCAUGGCCCUCGCCCUCUACACGGUGUGCGUCGCCAGCUUUGCGACGGUGUACGGGCACCGGCUCGCGCUGCAGGGGCCGACCGGCUCGGUCGAGCGCGCGGUGGCGGUGAUGAUGAAGCAGCGCCACUCCAUCUUUGUGAUGUAUGGCCUCUCGCUGCUCUCGCUCGUCGUCGCCGCCAUCACCAUGUCGUGGAUCAAGAUGGGCGUCGCCGCCACCUUUGUCAGCGGCAUCUUCCUCGCGCUGCUCCUAGGGCUCGUGCGCAAGCACCAGCAGAUGAAGGCGCUCUUCCGCAUCCCUCAGGAGCACAUGGUGCAGGGCGACGUGCGGCUCUUUGCAGGCGCCGAGCACGUCGACGUCUCGCGCCUCGAGGCGGGCUUUGGCGAGGCGGCGUCUGCGCCGCCGGGAGGCGGGCCGCCGCACGACCAGGGGGCGUCGCCACCGCCGCCGCUCUCGCCUGGCCUCCCGCGCGGCGGCAGCAGCAGCUGCGGCGGCAGCGCCACGGCGAGCGCGAUCCACGUGAGCCCGUCGCCGCUGCCGCCGGCGGCAGCCCCUUCGGCGGGGGGCGGCAGCUGCUCUCCGUCGCCGCUGCCGUCCAUCGCCGAAAGCUCGCGCUCCGGCAAGUCGCGCGGCGCCGGCUCCAGCGAGAGCGAUGCACGGCUGCCGCUGCUGCGCCAGGCGGCGCCGGAUGCGACCGGCACGCAGCCGCUGCGCUCCGGGACGCCGCCCUGAGAGAACGAUUAGAGAGACGGAGAGGGCGGGAGUCGUCCUGGAGAAGGCAGAAGUGGAA